Durusdinium trenchii is the source of this 1248-nucleotide messenger RNA. The record is from the annotation of a GenBank genome assembly. NCBI's taxonomy places the organism in Eukaryota, Dinophyceae, Suessiales, Symbiodiniaceae.
AUGGUUGCGACUGCGCUUGCUGAUGGGAGGCAGCUGGCUUCAUGGACACCCGAGAAGGAGGCUAUGGUCAAGAAGGCCUUUUUUCAGAAGGACUACAUGUCCGAUGUGGAAGCAACCAUCACCGCAAAGCUAUCCACUUGGAAACUCCAACACCUGUGGAGUGAUUUGACCGAGACACCAGCGUCACCAGCAAAGGUGUUGAAUGCCCAGGAAAUCAUUGACAUGGAAGAGACUGCAAACGCAGCCAAAUUUCGAGAGGUGAGGGCAAAGAUUGCCCAAGACACAGCAAUGAUGACAUCCUACAACUCCAAGAAGGCGGAGUUUGAAAGGAGGAUCCAUGUCGUGAACGUCAUGCGUGAGCGUGCGCAGAUGCAGAUAGGUGCUGAGCUCUGUGAGGCAUUCAUGGAGCGUAUUUGCCAUGUCUCCCUAAGUACACUACACAACCCUGUGGAAGCCAAGCUGGGCCAGAUUUACAAGACUCACGCCCUGGCCAAGAAGGUGCUGCCUCAAGACCUAGAGACUGUUCUCUACAUCGAUUGCAGCAAGAUGGGUGUGAUCAGCCAAUUGGAGGUGAACAUGGUGGGCGAGCUGGCCAACAAAGUGAUUUUCCGCAACCCCAUCCGCAAUCUGAAGGGCUCCAAUGGCAUUGCGCUGACCCAUCCAACUGCAUAUGACGCAUGUGUGGAGUUGGCUGGCCUUCAGCUAGGCUUUGCAGUGUCAGGCACGUCCUACCACGAAGCCAAUGAGAAGUGUGCGCAGCAGAUCGUGAAGGGACACUUGCUCCAGGCCUGGAAGAAAGGGACCGUACCGAUGGAUAAGCAGACACCGCGCUACAAGAGCCGGCCAGCGCCAGAGGACUUGCCCAAGGCUGCUGCUGCCCCAGAACUCAAAAUCUGCCAGCUUGUCAAUGGAGACAAGCUCGUCUUGCCAAAAGACAUUCGCCAGAUGUUCAUGUCAGACCCAAUCUGGGGAGUUCAGCAGGUUGCUGGGACUACCACUCAGCCAGCCAACCAGGGCAUGACCAAGACUGAGAAUGGUGGCAAUGGCACUCCCAAAGCCAAAGACGAGGUGAAGGAGGAGGACUUUGACUGGGCCGGAGCUUUUCCAGAUGCCCUGACAGUUUGGAGAAGAUCAAGGAGAAGUAUGGAGGCGAGAACAUCACUGAGAUCAGAACUCUUCAUUGGCGCUGGUGCCUGGGCCCCACUUGUUCCUGUUGGCCAAGGAAACCAUCCAGAUCAAAACGAAUGA